Protomyces lactucae-debilis is the source of this 1419-nucleotide messenger RNA. RefSeq lists its product as uncharacterized. The transcript has a single exon. The record is from RefSeq and is a predicted model, not a curated record. Bases 162 to 968 code for a protein of 268 amino acids. NCBI's taxonomy places the organism in Eukaryota, Fungi, Ascomycota, Taphrinomycetes, Taphrinales, Protomycetaceae.
UCAGAUCCAGACUUGACUGAUAUUGACUCUUACACCCGAAUCACCUCCAGACUCAGGAGGUGUGCUGUUGUCAGUUCAGCUCUCUGCUAGCAAAAAAUACAAGAUUGAGCAAGCUGGUGCUGAGAACAAAUGACUGCAUAGGACAGGUCUCUUCUGCUCACAUGAAUGAAGCGGGGUCAAAGAGAAAGCGUCAGCUGACAUUGUUUGACUACUUGACACACUUUUCGCAAGAUCCGUCCCAGGACGUGCUCAAUCUGACGAAAGCCAGACUUGCAGACACUUUGGAGCACCGAGCAGCCGACAGAAUAGGCCCUGAACAGGCUCUAGCUCGCAAGCUUCGCUUAGCGAAAUGGCAAUUGCCCUCGGCUGAUUCAUAUCUACAGCACACCGCCAAAGAGAGUGUUGUGCAACUGCCAGACAGGUUUGUUUCUGGUCUGCCGGAUGAUGCGCUGCUAAAUGCUAUCCACUGCGCCACCGCGCACCUAUACACUGCAUCUUCUACUCAGCAGAAUCUUCCUGAGGCUGGUAUCAUGGAGGAAACAGCUAUGCUUGCGAUGGGCAUUGCUACAGAGCUCUAUGCCUCUCAUUUAGUCUCUACACAAAGGCGCAAGCGGGCAUCAUCAAAGACCGCUAAUGCUGAGCGAGUUGAAACACCUCAACCUGCUCUCUCGAUACAGCUACCCGUCAGCCCGCUUGAGGAAGGCACAUCAGAAAAAUCCAUCAGUUACUCAGGGAGUCCCCGGACUGUCUUUCGACCAUCCGCUACUAACUCAAGUAGCCCUGAAAGAGAUUUUGAUGAGAGUGUCGAUGCGAAAACAAUACUCCAUUCGAGUACGAGGCCACAAUCUUCUCUUACAGGUGCUUCGGAAGAUUAUACCGUCGAAUUGUCGCAAGGCGGUCCAUCGCUACCUCUUACCGACCGCCACACUGCGAGAGCAAAGAAGAGGAAACGCCAGACAGGCUUUUGAUGAUAGCAUUUUCGCGGCUCUCGUUGUACCUUACUGAGAAGCAAAGAUGCAUCAGAACACGAGAGUCUCGUCCAAUUCGCGAUUCUCUGCAUCAUCUCUGUCCCCAUCUUCGGAAGCACUUUCAACUCCAUUCUCAUCCAGCGCCACCAUUCGAAAUUCUACAAAGGCGUUGCGAUUGUCACCAACAUCAAUCAUGAAUUGGAUUGCCAUUGUACCGACAUCGUCAGUACGGAUGCUGACACGUGUUGAUAGGUUCAUGGCCUUGAGACACGUUCUGAGUGUCAGCAGGGCUCGAUUGUUGAGGAGCUUACUUGAUCAUGCCGAAGCGAUAUACAUGUUUGACGUCGUCUGCACAAGAAAACGUUUCUAGCACUUGCUUGUCAUUUGGAUAAUCGAGUUGCGCCUCACCAAGAAUGCCUUUAACUGCUAGCCUCAGGAAUGGUUGUCGAGG